CAGCCACGCCCGAUACACACGCUCCUAAUUCUCCCUCAAACAACCCCUUAAGUCGUUUCCAUCUAUCUUUCUAUCUCUUACCUUCCAAGAUAACAAAUUAUGUUACGCACACAAGCACUUCGCUCCGUCGCUCGCCGCGGCAUACCCCUCGCUAGUGCUCGCAUUGCUUUGCCGCAUGUACGAAUGUUAGCGACUCCGCCAGACCCUACCAAACCUUCCUCAGAUCCAAAGUUUGACUCGGCAAAGAGCGACUCGACAAUCAAACCUAAAGGAACAUCGCAGACAACGCUGUAUCUCUUGGUGGGAGGAACCGCUGUGGCUGUUGGAGCAUGGUACUACAUGCAAGGCAGCAAAGUCGAUCAACAUGCACAGAGAAAGGCAGAUGAAGAGCAGAUUAAGCAGAAGGCCCAGGAGCUGAAGGAGGCCGGCAAAGUAACGGCGCAGGAUGCUGCAAAGCAGGCGGAGCAAAGUUACGAUGCCUACAAGGAGAAGCUAGCUGAAGCACGAGCUCAAACUGCUUCUACAACCUCUGAAGGACAAGCUAAGCUCGACUCCUACAAGACCUCUGCUUCGCAGACACUAGCGGAAGCACGUGACGCCGCCAACGAAGCUGCGCGUAAAGCAGAACAAUCAUAUCUCGAGGCCAAGGACGCUGCCGCUCGCAAGGCUGAAGAGGCCCAGCAGACUUGGGGCCAGUGGUUCGGAAGCUGGUUUGGAUAUGGAAAUAAGUGAUGGAACGAGGAGCUGAGAAGGUGACGAAUGGUGCAGACAAGGUCGAGGAAGAGACCAGGAAGCGUGCAUGAGCUCGUAACAUGGAAAAUAUUCAAGAAUUUGGAAGGAAAAAUCUGGUCGGACUCUGUCAUUGUAUGAUUAUCUUGCAUAUACUGCUGUAACAAUGUACUAUCAUCGUGACAUUUAUUCCCUCGUCAAGGUCAGGGCAGAUUGAGGCUUCUCGAGAUUUCUUGGGGUGUCAGCCAAUUUCGCGUCGCCGUUAACUCUUCGCCA
Messenger RNA from Somion occarium, 1005 nucleotides. The record is from the annotation of a GenBank genome assembly. NCBI's taxonomy places the organism in Eukaryota, Fungi, Basidiomycota, Agaricomycetes, Polyporales, Cerrenaceae.